AUGAUGAUGAUGAUCAUGACGAUGAUUGCCUGUCCGGAAGCAGUGGUCAUUACUGCCAAUGAGUUGGCAUAUGAUGAUGGUGCGCUCUGUACAAACUUCUGCCACGUGGGUCGUGUGCACUUGACUUCACCUGGAUCUUUGGAUAGCUGUGCUUUGAAGCUGUUCAUCAGGACCUGCAAAAAGAGCAAUGUCUCCAGAUCUUUCCCUGUACCCAGGAGAAGUCUGCAGGGCAGAGCUGAGCACACAGCAGAGGGUCCUCAUGCCCAGAGGGAACAAGUGCCCAACAGCAGCUCUGUGAGCGAGUUCCUCCUGCUGGCAUUUGCAGACAUGCGGGAGCUGCAGCUCCUGCACUUCGGGCUCUUCCUGGGCAUCUACCUGGCUGCCCUCCUGGGCAACGGCCUCAUCCUCACUGCGAUAGCCUGCGACCACCGCCUCCACACCCCCAUGUACUUCUUCCUCCUCAACCUCGCCCUCCUCGACCUGGGCUGCAUCUCCACCACCCUCCCCAAAGCCAUGGCCAAUGCCCUCUGGGACACCAGGGCAAUCUCCUAUGAAGGCUGUGCUUCACAGGUCUUCUUUUUUGUCUUCUUCAUUGGAGCAGAAUACUCUUUUCUCACCAUCAUGGCCUACGACCGCUACGUUGCCAUCUGCAAGCCCCUGCACUACAGGAGCCUCCUGGACAGCAGAGCUUGUGCCAAGAUGGCAGCAGCUGCCUGGGGCAGUGGCUUUCUCGAUGCUGUCCUGCACACGGCCAUUACUUUUUCCCUGCCCCUCUGCCAAGGCAAUGCUGUGGACCAGUUCUUCUGUGAAAUCCCCCAGAUCCUCAAGCUCUCCUGCUCAGAUGCCUACCCCAGGGAAGUUGGGGCACUUGUAUUUAGUGUUUCUUUAGCCUUUGGUUAUUUUGUCUUCAUUGUGCUGUCCUAUGUGCAGAUCUUCAGGGCUGUGCUGAGGAUGCCCUCUGAGCAGGGACAGCACAAAGACUUUUCCACGUGCCUCCCUCACCUGGCCGUGGUCUCCCUGUUUGUCAGCACUGUCACGGUUGCCUACCUGAAGCCCCCCUCCUUAUCCUUUCCAUCCCUGGACCUGGUGGUGUCAGUUCUGUACUCAGUGGUGCCUCCAGCAGUGAACCCUCUCAUCUACAGCAUGAGAAACCAGGAGCUCAAAGAUAUCCUGAAGAAGAUGAUUCAAUCAGUAGUCUUUUGGCUGAAAUAA
Cygnus olor (mute swan) is the source of this 1212-nucleotide messenger RNA. RefSeq names its product olfactory receptor 14C36-like. The record is from RefSeq and is a predicted model, not a curated record. The coding region runs from base 1 to 1212 and encodes 403 amino acids. Gene Ontology annotation, biological process: G protein-coupled receptor signaling pathway. Gene Ontology annotation, molecular function: G protein-coupled receptor activity; olfactory receptor activity. NCBI's taxonomy places the organism in Eukaryota, Metazoa, Chordata, Aves, Anseriformes, Anatidae. The transcript is spliced from 4 exons. Gene Ontology annotation, cellular component: membrane.